Molecule: messenger RNA, 731 nt
Organism: Ctenocephalides felis (cat flea)
Lineage: Eukaryota; Metazoa; Arthropoda; Insecta; Siphonaptera; Pulicidae
Product: RNA-binding protein Musashi homolog Rbp6-like
Cellular component (GO): cytoplasm
Molecular function (GO): RNA binding
Source: RefSeq, a predicted model, not a curated record
GUCUACGAGAGUACUUCAGCAAAUUCGGUGACAUAUCAGAAGUGAUGGUCAUGAAGGACCCCACGACGAGGAGGUCAAGGGGCUUCGGCUUCGUGACCUCCGACCCCACUAGCGUCGACAAAGUUUUGGCAGCCGGCACGCACGAAUUGGACGGCAAAAGGUAAAAAUUUUAGAUCGAUCCAAAAGUAGCAUUCCCAAGGAGAGCACAUCCAAAGAUGGUGACGAGGACAAAAAAGAUUUUCGUGGGCGGUUUGAGCGCUCCCACGACAUUAGAGGACGUCAAAUCAUAUUUCGAACAGUUCGGACCGAUUGAAGACGCGAUGCUAAUGUUCGACAAACAGACCAACAGGCACAGGGGGUUCGGUUUUGUCACAUUCCAGAGUGAGGACGUCGUGGACAAGGUGUGCGAGAUACAUUUCCACGAAAUAAAUAACAAAAUGGUGGAGUGUAAGAAGGCCCAGCCUAAAGAGGUGAUGUUGCCGGCCAACUUGGCCAAAACCAGGACGGCCGGAGGAGCUCCUGGUUCACGAGGGGCAUACGAUUUUAUGUGGUCUUUGGGAGCACUACCUGAUGGUUUUCCUGCAGCAGCCUACGCCGCCUACGCAGCCGGAAGGGGCUACUCCGGUUAUCCUAGCUUCGGCCUGCCCUAUCCUACCGUUGAUCUAACCAAUGGCCAGUUGACCCCAAAUAAUAACACGCCGCUGUUGACCCAGGCUCUGUCAGGUAAUUAA